AUGUUUCUUCGUCAUCCACCUUCGCUUUCGCUGCCGGUACUCGCACUUCUCUCUCUGCUGCUAUUUUUAGAUCCGUGUCGUGCCGAGGCCAGCUCGGAAAUCUUUCAAUGGGCGUUCGCCAGCAAUUCUGUAUCAUCGACCUUAGACUCAUGCCAUGAAUUCAGUAUUACCGUCAAACCAUACGAUCCUAAUAACGAUACUCAUGGUGUACCACCAUUUUAUAUGAGGGCUUACGAGCAGAAUGGAGAACUGCUAACUACGCUGUUGGGAGAAAGCGAGGACAAUCUAACAUGGACGGUCAACAAUCCUGUGGGGUCCCAGCUGCUACUCAAUGUCAUCGAUGCUAAUGGAUCUUCUGGGGGAAAUGCGCCCAAAUUAUUCACGGUCGGCACUGGUUCAUCAACGGACUGUAUUGUCCAAAGAAAUGAUACCACCUCCUUUACCGUUAAGUCUAACGUCACGGGAGACCUACAACCUUGCCAGCCAUGGGGCCUGCGAAUAAAAGGAGGCGUUCCUCCCUACAAUAUCUCUUUUGCUCAGGUUGAUUCCACUGUAAUCACAAAUGUGACCACGCUAGGAGACGAUGAUGCCUACACAUAUAUCAAUCGGGCCACAAGCGGACAAAUCAUGUUAGCUGCUGUUUCUGAUGUCACGGGCGCAUUUGCAUGGGGGACACCAUCUGUUAUGCCCAGCGGUAUUACCAACACUGGUUGUGGUUCACUUCAAAGUCAAAGCGGAAACGCCACUGCCUUGGACGCCUCUGCUGCAGCAGAAAAAAAUGCACAGCACGCCAAGAAACGGACAGGAAUCAUCGUUGGGGUUGUCAUGGGAGUUUUGGGCUUCCUGCUGAUAACUACGGUAGCCUCGUUCUUCUGGUACAGAAGACGGCGAGCCCAGAAGACGAACGCAGAGAUUGAUCCCGACAUCAUUCCGUAUACGAAUUCUAACGGCAGCCAGGCGAUGACUAUCAAUGCCUUUGUCGGCCACACCCCCGUUAUGCCCUACUCUCCGAAAUCAUCUUCUUUCAGCAACAGGACAACCGCAAUGACUGAUAUAACCACAUCUCCAUCUUCCGGUGUCAGUCCGUUGCCCUUUGACCCUCGUCGUUUGGCGGAAGAUGGAACCGAGGGAAUAUAUCAAACUUCAUCGUCGGGGUCAUCUGCUUCAGUUCGACCUGGCUUCGCCACCUUCCCUUCGCCAUCUAUCCGUCAGAAAACUAUGGAAUUGGGGUUGAGCACCGCACAAAUGGAGCCAUCGAAUUUUGAGUCGACCGGUUCAGCGGAAAACGUACAGCGCUCACAAUCGGCUAUGCCGCCUUCGUCAAACGGGGGGGCGUUCGGUCCAUGGCCUGAGCGGCCGGCAUCGGACAGCAUGCGACGCGAGAAUGUUACUUCGACAGGCGAAGGAGAGAUAAUAUUCCAACACCGCGAUGGUGGAACUGUACGGGAGCUUCCUCCCCCAUAUGCAGACCGCUUUUCACAGAACCGCGUCGCGGAGAACCCUUCAUGA
Molecule: messenger RNA, 1509 nt
Organism: Guyanagaster necrorhizus
Lineage: Eukaryota; Fungi; Basidiomycota; Agaricomycetes; Agaricales; Physalacriaceae
Exons: 7
Coding region: 1-1509 (502 amino acids)
Source: RefSeq, a predicted model, not a curated record